CAUUGCUCCGCUUUGCGGCGGGGGUCGGGGCUGCUGCGCGUCCGGCUGGCCGGGCUGGCUGGCAGCGGGGGCGGCUGCUGCGCGGGCGAGCAGGAGGGCAGGGUCUGCUUGGACGUUACUCCUCACGGGCUGCCCUGCAUGGUCACCAUGGAGAACGAGCAGAUCCCGGCUCCGCCGCCACUCAGCAACCCAGGGGCCACGAAUACCACCGCCACCACGGCCCCCAGCAGCAGCAGCAGCAGUGGCCGCCAGACGGGGGCCCCCAUCUCCGUCUACAGUGGGAUCCCCGACCGCCAGACCGUCCAGGUGAUCCAGCAAGCUCUGCACCGACAACCGAACACGGCCGCACAGUACCUGCAGCAGAUGUACGCUGCCCAGCAACAGCAUCUGAUGCUGCAAACGGCCGCCCUCCAGCAGCAGCACCUGGGGAGCAGCCAGCUGCAAAGUCUGGCCGCCAUCCAACAGGCCAGCUUGGCAGCCAAUCGGCAGGGCGUCUCCCCCUCCUCCAACGGGGCCACGCAGACCCCCCCGCAGCAGCCCACGAUCAACUUGGCCACCUCCCCUGCGGCGGCCCAGCUCAUCAACCGGGCGCAGAGUGCGAAUUCUGCGGCCGCCACCGCCUCGGGCAUCGCCCAGCAAGCUGUGCUUUUGGGCAACAGCAGCAACCCGACCCUGAGUGCCAGCCAGGCACAAAUGUAUCUCCGGGCACAGAUGGCCCAGCAGACAAGUUUAAUGCAAGUAGCUAGGAGCCUAGGCCGUGCUGUUCCUUUGUCCCCCCAGCUCAUCUUCACCCCCACCGUCGCCGCCGUCCAGCCCGAGGGGACCAGCAGCAGCAGCAUGCAGCCCCCCACCACCACCGCACCUCAGGUGCAGAAUUCGGCCCUCCGGACGCAGCAAGCCGUUAGCCAGGCGCUGAGCUCCAGCGCGGGUCAGCCGCCAUCGCCUGCCGUGGCUAUCAAACCCGCUCUGAAUAACGGCAGCCAUUCCUCCUCGGCCUCCCCUUUCUCGGCCUCCUCUACCUCCCCUGCGGCUCAGGCGAAGGGCGCCAAGGAAGGCGGACACGAGCUCCUCUCCGAGCACCUGAGGAAAGGUGAAGGGGGAGGGGCAGGCGGCAGCAGCAACGGGACAGUGGCCGCCUUGGACGGACGAGGCAGCGCCCCCAACCGGACAGGCCCUCCCGCCACCACUCACGCCCUGAUUGCCCCAGCUUAUUCCCCAGCCCAGACUCAGCCGCAACCACAGCAGACAAAGCCCCUCCCACACCAGUUUGUAAUCCAGCAGCAACUCCAGCCCAAACCCCCCCACCUGCAAGCCUUCAACACCCCUGCCCCCAGCCUCAACGCCCCCUCAGCCCACCUGCCAUCUUGCCAGUCUCCCACCCAGCACAGGCCGAAUUCCAGCCACACGUCCCCACACCUGCCCGGCCCUCCUGCCCUGGGGCUGCAGCGGACAGACGGACGUCCCGCCGGGUGUCCGAACCACACAGCUCAGCCCAAGUUCCAACACACGUCUGCAGUCAUUCUCCAGCUACAGCCGCCCGUUGGGACGCUGCCCCUGAGCGUCCAGGAGGGUCCCCGGAAAGACCCGGCUCUCCUCUCCCCCGAAGCUGCCUGCACGUCUCUCUCGGCCCCUCCCAAACCACCACCUUCCGAGGGUACCGGACCCCCACCGCACGAGGCCACCCCCGGCAGCGUUCGCACGCCCCCAGACCCCAGCAGCCCCGGCAUGACAUCAGGAAACGGCAGUGCUGCCUCCACCGUUCCCAGCGCCGUGCCCCAAAACGGGGAGAACAAGCUGCCCCCCCAAGCCAUCGUGAAGCCCCAAAUCUUGACUCAUCUGAUCGAGGGAUUCGUCAUCCAGGAAGGGGCUGAACCGUUCCCGGUGGGUCGUUCCUCACUGCUGGUGGGGAACCUGAAGAAGAAGUAUGCGCAGGCUAUCCUGGCAGAGAAGCCCCAGCUGCAAGAGACCACCACCGACUCCGAGAUGGAAGACCCCUACCUGCAAGAAUCCAAAGACGAGGAGGCAUCUCCCCCAAAGUUGAAAUGCGAGCUUUGCGGCCGCCUCGACUUUGCCUACAAAUUCAAGCGUUCGAAGCGUUUCUGUUCCAUGGCGUGUGCGAAGAGGUAUAAUGUGGGUUGCACCAAGCGAGUGGGACUCUUCCAUCCGGACCGCAGCAAGCUGCAGAAACCGAACACGCCUGCGCACUGCCGACGCCGACCCUGCAAGGGAGCCCUUCCCCCGCUCACUAAAGAAAGCAAAAAAACGGUGCCGGCCUCCUUGCCCCCCAGUUCUGCGCCCAUGGCGGUACCCAGCUCUCUCCAGCUCAGCCACGGACAAGAGGACUCCAGCCGCUGCUCGGACAACUCCAGCUACGAAGAGCCUCUCUCCCCCAUCUCGGCCAGCUCGUCUGCCUCCCGGCGGCGGCAGGGUGAGCGAGACAUGGAACUGCCGGAUGUCCACCUGCGGGAUCUGGUGGGCAUGGAACGCCACUUCCUGCCGAGCGAGCCCACCAAGUGGAAUGUGGAGGACGUGUAUGAAUUCAUCCACUCCCUACCUGGCUGUCAGGAGAUCGCCGACGAGUUCCGCACCCAGGAGAUCGAUGGCCAGGCGCUGCUGCUGCUGAAGGAAGACCACCUCAUGAGCGCCAUGAACAUCAAAUUAGGGCCCGCCCUGAAGAUUUACGCCCGCAUCUGCAUGUUGAAAGACUCUUAGGAGCCGGGGCUGGUGCUGGGCCACGGUGGACAGACGCUGAUCAGCUUGGGGAAGGGAGGGGAGAGCUCAGGUGGAUUAGGCCAUUGGGCCAGUAUUCCCUCUUCUCACCAGGUAACUUGAGCACAAAGAUCCCCCGCUGAUGGGAGGGAUGGGGAGGAGACAGACCCUCCCCCGUCUUGGUGACCCGAUGCCCUGAGGGCAGGGCCGUGGGGCCGUGUACAUACAAUGACGACGACGACUAAACGUAGCAGUCCGUAGCUUCCCCACCUGCUCCUCUCCCUGCCACAUGAGGGGAGGAAAGUGGUACCCUUUGGACAGAGGAGAAGGGAGGGGGCCACCAGGCCGUCUUCGGCCUCAGUCCCCCCACCCCCUUUGCAUUGGACAAAGCCUCUCGGGAACCUCAAAGCCAAACAGGACCGUUGCCUUAAACUUUUGUGUAGCUAAGUGUGUGUGUGUGUGUGUGUGAGAUAUUGGUGCCACAUAGUGCACUUUCCCAUCUCUCUGGCCCCACCCAGCCCCCUGCGGCUCUUUCGGGCUCAUCGGGGCCCGUGCCGCCCUUCCUAGGCAGAAACGGCACCUCGGCAGAAAUCCGGACAAAGCUCCCUUCCUCGUUGGUCUGCAUCCUUUCUUUCUGCCGUCCAUCCUUUUUUUGCCCCACCUCUUUUUUUGAAAUGGGGAGUGGCCAGGUUGGAGCCACAAACAUGGCCUGGCCUGGGUUCUCCCCCUCCCCUUCCAAAAAUCUGCUUGGGAGGCGAUUCCACGGAUCUGAGACCAGUUUCCCAGCUGCCUUAAGGAACUUUUUGCAUUUGUUACAAGCAUCAAUUCAUUCACACACCCCCAAUUUGGAAAAAACCCACCAAGGGAGAGCAGGAGGGGCUGGUUUUCUCUCUGGAAGAUGGGGCAGGCCUCGAGGGGUGGGCUUGCCUUGGGCAAUCAGGGACGGAUAAGGGAGGCAAGUGGGAGUGCAGCUGAGCUGUGUCCCUCUGUGGUCGCCAGUUUGCAACGCCUCAUUUUUCCCGUGUGCUGGACACUCAUCAAAGCCUUCCGGGCUGCAAGAAAAGGACUUUCUAUCGUUUCUUCCAACACCUGGUUUUUAAUAAACGUCUU
Messenger RNA from Pantherophis guttatus, 3819 nucleotides. It is a transcript of the gene PHC2, whose product is annotated as polyhomeotic homolog 2. NCBI's taxonomy places the organism in Eukaryota, Metazoa, Chordata, Lepidosauria, Squamata, Colubridae. Gene Ontology annotation, molecular function: chromatin binding; histone binding; zinc ion binding. The record is from RefSeq and is a predicted model, not a curated record. Gene Ontology annotation, biological process: negative regulation of DNA-templated transcription. Gene Ontology annotation, cellular component: PRC1 complex; nucleus.